AUGUCAAUCACUGAAGAAAUUCAGGAGCCGGUCUUUGCACCAGCGCCUGAUGUGCAGCCGUUUGCAACCGCCUCUCCGCGCACUCUCCCGCCCAGGCCGAAACCCCCAAAGACCGUCAGGGGCCUUCCUAUGCAUCAAAGGAAGCUCUAUAGGAACUUGGCUAGACAGACCCCACGGGUUCAGGGCUUGACGUUUGACCACAAUCAGAUUCGUUGGAUUUCCUACUGGAAGAAUGAGCAGAAUAAGCAAGUGCAAAAGCACUUCCCUGUCAGCCGGUAUGGAUUUUUUGGGGCAAGGGCAAUGGCUCUAGAGGAACGCAACCGCAUCCAGGGGUGGCCGCUUGAUGCGGACGAAGCUUUUGAUGCAAUUGAAAGGCUGAAGGUGGACGCAACUCGGGAGGAAGGGGCCAUUGCCAAUCGUGAAGAUUCGCAGCAGCAGGACACAGACGAUGAGCAUCCAACUGCCCAGGAAUUAGACGAAGUCACACAAGCACACACUGCAGGGGAAGAUGGAGAGGACGGCCACGAGAGGCGCAGGCCAGUCGUAGGCUCGAUCAUCCGUCGUAGGAGAGCCCGUCAAAGAGUUAUCAGACGGAAGACAAAUGCCGGAACUCAGACAGAUCGUCGUACUACCACUUACGCAGGAGGCCAGGGGCCACCUGACAUGACAAGUGAACCAUAUACCCCAGCUGAACUUCGUGAAGCCUCAGCAAUACCCCCUCCUGCAACUUACGCAGAGUUCCUGGCACGAGCCUAUACCGCAUCCGCAUCAGUUCAUAGCGUCACAUCAAUGCAGUCACCCGUGAUGAGGCGGCACGCUCAAGCCGCAGAACUUUUUGCACGACAGCACAAGAACGGGGAAUUGGCCGAUGUGCUGUUGGCACUGUCGCCGGUCCUCAGCGCAGGCAUGGUAUACCUGGAAGGGCAAGCGGUAGAAGCACAGAAUUCAGGAGCGAGUCGUCUUGUGUCAAUGGCAUCUAGUAGUUUUGAAGAACCAGAGCCUCUCGUUGAACCGAACGCAUUGCCUGACCAAGAACCAGACGCCCUUAGAGAUCUCUUGAAUUGCGUCGUCUCCAGACCAACGGAUACUGGCGUAGACUGGGAUGCCGAAGCCUCCAACACAGCAUCGAUCGUUGAUGUCAGCCGGCCCACAAGAAACCCUAACCAGCAGCAGCAGCGACCAUUCUCAAGUACACGCAUGAAAACGUAG
Messenger RNA from Cyclospora cayetanensis, 1209 nucleotides. RefSeq lists its product as uncharacterized. The transcript has a single exon. Bases 1 to 1209 code for a protein of 402 amino acids. Gene Ontology annotation, biological process: regulation of DNA-templated transcription. Gene Ontology annotation, molecular function: DNA-binding transcription factor activity. Lineage: Eukaryota; Apicomplexa; Conoidasida; Eucoccidiorida; Eimeriidae. The record is from RefSeq and is a predicted model, not a curated record.